AUGUUGGGCGUACUUUUUCGAGGAGUCUUUUUCUUGGGAGUUAUCGGUUGGUACAGCUCGAGCCUCUGGCGCAUGAUCGACGGCUAUUUCAAGGAUCAGUUUCAGCGAUAUCUCGAGGAGGAGUAUCGUAGAAAUCCGAAGAUGCGCGACAACGUAGCAAUCAACAAUGCGAUUCCGGCGGCGGCCGAUAAGUUGGAAAAUCCGCCGCCUAUCGAUACCGAUGAUGCGCGACUCGUGGCUGAAUCGCUCCAGGACACGUGCAGCAGCAGCAGCAGCAGUGACGGCGAUAAGUGUCAAGCUGAUACAGUAGAGCCUCGUCGCGAAAGUCGGUCGGCGUUGGCAGGUGAGCUAGUAGCUGUAGCGGAGAACGAGGUCGCGAGGCCAGUCGAGCAAUCGGAAUUCCUGCGCGAGGAGGAGGACCGAGGUGGAAGUGGCAAUAGCGGCGCUGGACACGACGACGACGACGAUGUUACGACGACUGCCGCUACAACUACAGCUGAGCCGUUGCCGCUCGAUCGGAUCGACGAGCAAACAUUCUCCAGCCGUGCCGCCGACGCCGUCGUCGAUGAUGAUAACAUUGAAGAAAUCAACAUCGAAGUAUCGAGUGGAAGAGUCGCAAUCGAAGAGCCGAAGCCGCAAGAAGAAAAAGCUACGAAAUCAGCAGCAGCAGUAGUAUCCAAGACCGCUGCUCGUAAAAGGCGAAAAUCGAGCGCUCGAAGCCCGACGAACAUAGGCGCCAAGCCGGCAAAAACAUCGAAAGUCGGCAAAAAAAGAAAAAUCAAGCUGCUCUCGCUGACGGACGAGGAUUUCGAGAGGGCGCGGGAACAACGACGUCGCAAGUACAAGAGGUUCAACGAGCAAGAGGAGGAGGAGGACGAGGACUUUAGCGAGUUCGACGACAGCUACUGGGACGACGAUCACCGCGAGCAGGAAGAACAGACGGGAGUCCUGGUAUCGGAUUUACCGUUCAAGCCGGCGAUUGACAUUUACGACUUGGAACGAUUGCCGGAGGAUGAGUUUUGCCCGCUCACCUUGGAGGACGAUCCGACUUGCGAGGAGACGCGCUCCUGGCCGUAG
Molecule: messenger RNA, 1077 nt
Organism: Trichogramma pretiosum
Lineage: Eukaryota; Metazoa; Arthropoda; Insecta; Hymenoptera; Trichogrammatidae
Exons: 2
Coding region: 1-1077 (358 amino acids)
Source: RefSeq, a predicted model, not a curated record